AAUUUGUGGACACGAAGCUCAAUAACAGUGACCUUCCACCUGCCGUACAAUGGACGUGUUGGACACGCAACCCAUAGAAACGCUCGUUGAGCGGCACGAUCGCAAACAUGGCGUACAGGAAGUCCGCAUCCCGGUGCCUUUUGGUGAAUUGGCCGGUAAGUGGUGGGGCCCACGAAACGUUCGACCGAUCGUGUGUCUGCAUGGAUGGCAAGAUAAUGCCGGUUCGUUUGACACCCUGAUCCCGCUGCUUCCGUCCCACAUGAGCUUUCUUGCACUGGAUCUACCGGGACACGGCUAUUCGUCGCGAAUUCCGGACGGUAUGUCCUACCAACCGAUGAACGUCUUCUAUCUGCUCAACUUCGUAAUGAACGAGUAUGGCUGGAAAAAGAUCUCGCUCAUGAGCCACUCGAUGGGUUCGGUACUGCACUAUCCGUACGCAGGCAUCUUCCCUUCCCGUGUCGAUUUUCUGAUCUCGAUCGAUGCACUGAAGCCACAAAUCUUUCGCCCAGAAGUGCUUGUUUCGAUGCUGAGUGAUCUUACGCCCGAAUUCCUGAAGGCGGAUCUGAGGAAUCAAGAGAAAUCGGAACCACCAUCCUACACAUACGAGGAAACCGUUAAUCGGCUUUACGAAGGUGCAGUGAAUUCAAUCACGCGCGAAUCUUGUCCAUUUCUGCUGCAGCGCAACCUCCGCAAAUCAACCAAAUUUCCCGAAAAGUACUAUUUUGCACGGGACAGCCGGUUAAAGUAUGGGCUAGGGUUUCUCUGGUCACAGGACGUUAACAAACGGUUGGCGCAAAAUCUGACGAUGCCGUUUCUGUUUAUCAAAGCGACCGAAUCACCAUACUGGGAGCGGAAGCAGUACUACGAUGAGGUGAUCGAAAUACUGGAGCGUAACAAUUCACGGUUCGAGUUACGAUAUGUGGAAGGGACGCACCAUGUGCAUCUGUCGCAUCCGGAGCGAGUUGCACCAGUGGUGACGGAUUUUUUGAAUCGCUACUGGCAGAAGGAUGAAGAUGUUGCGAGCAAGCUGUAGAUGCAUUUUUGCAAUGGAAGUUUUGCAAUCGUUGGUUUGGGGUAUCUUUGUUAUGAUUAGUUAAUAAACAAUGCCAACGACGGGAAAGUUGGUUAAGGUGGUUCUUAUUACCUAUAAGUUCA
This is a messenger RNA of Anopheles funestus (African malaria mosquito), 1155 nucleotides long. RefSeq names its product probable serine hydrolase. The record is from RefSeq and is a predicted model, not a curated record. NCBI's taxonomy places the organism in Eukaryota, Metazoa, Arthropoda, Insecta, Diptera, Culicidae. Bases 50 to 1033 code for a protein of 327 amino acids. The transcript is spliced from 2 exons.